CACUUCACCGUCAUCUGACUCUUUUCCUGUCGGGAGAGAAAGAAGUUUUGAAACCACACCCUCUGCUGACUGUAAGCAGACGUAGAAGUUGCUCAAAGUCCGGACGAGCGAGGAAGAGCAAUAUUCUAAGAAGUCACGAUGGAGUUGCUGCGCCGUUUGGACCCCGAGUGGAACCGCGCGAGCUCACGCGCUGGACCCCGACCAGGGAACUAACGGGACCCGUCUCCGCUGCGCGUGCCUCUGCGGGAAGUGAAGCGGGCUCUGGAGAGCUCUUCCUGUUCCAAAAGCUGUCGCUUCCUACGUGUUUGUGUCGCGAGAAAGCCCAGCUCGCCGCGUGCGUGUGAUAACGCCGCCGGAAUGGAGACCGUCGCCCGACGGGAUGCGGGGAUUUCUUGCGGGGGCGCCGCACAUUUGCGGUCCGACGCGGUUUUGUGAGAGCUCCGUCUGCUAACUCGCUGAGCCCUGGAACUUGUCCUUAAAACACUGGCAGGACUGAAUGCUCCUUUUCCUGCUAUUCUUCUCCGCCUCGCUGCGCUUCCUGCUUUGUGGUGGCCGCCGCACUUAAUGGCUAAAAAUACACAAAAAGCUUCAGAUGGACAGCUGAACCGUCGUUAGGAACUCUGAAGUUAUUUUGUCCAACAAACUCUGGGUAGUGCCAUCAUUGUCUCUGCACACCGGUCCUCCGAGACUCAACAGGUGGCUGACUGAGGAGGAGGAGAGCUGAAGGGACCGUGUGCUCCAGCCAUGUUGGGGACUCUACGCGUCACUUGAAAGGAGACAGACUCUUGUCUUUCUGACCCCUGAACACAACACUCCUCCAAUCGUGCAUCCUGUGUUUUCCAGUGUGUAGGGGGUGAAGGGGGUGGGGUUGUGAGGCUGUGCAUGUAAUGUCCAGACAGAUGAGAGACUCCCACCGCUCAACCAUCUCUGAUUCCUCUCACGCCGCCCGCCCGUUGGUCGAGCUUCUGAACACAUUUCGCUGGUCCCUGAUGAACCAACAAGACAGACAGGAAAGGGAGCGAGGCGCAAUAAAGUACUCCUUUGUACUUUAUUUUCCAACCCUUUGCGGCGCACAAUCCGAUCCGGUGUAGACAUCUGCUGGAGGCUCCAUGGAGCCACUGAAGAACAUAUUUAGUCGUGGCCACCUGUCCAACUGGAAGAAUUUAGAGGCCUCGCAAAAAGGCAACUUCACGAACCCCGUGUGGACGGCCCUGUUCGACUACGAGGCGUCCUGCAAAGAUGAGCUUACCUUGCGUAAGGGCGACCUCGUGGAGGUCCUGUCCCUGGACUCUGAGAUAUCGGGGGACGAGGGCUGGUGGGCGGGGAAAGUCAACAACAAGGUGGGCAUCUUCCCGUCCAACUACGGCUCUUUCAAGCCCAGCGAGUAUGGGAAGCUCCCAGAAGUGGUCGGCGAGCUCAGCCCCGCCGUGGUCGCCCAGUUCGAACCCGACGUCCUGGACUUCCGAGAGCUGAGCCUGGAGGAGGUCAUCGGGGUCGGGGGCUUCGGGAAGGUUUAUCGCGGUACGUGGAGAGGCGGCCUGGUGGCCGUGAAGGCCGCCCGCCAGGACCCGGACGAGGAUAUCAGUGUGACGGCGCAGAACGUCCGGCAGGAGGCGCGUCUGUUCGCCAUGCUCACGCAUCCCAACAUCAUCUCCCUGAAAGGCGUCUGCCUGGCGGAGCCCAACCUGUGCCUCAUCAUGGAGUACGCGUCGGGCGGGCCGCUGAGCCGGGCGCUGGCCGGCCGCCGGAUACCCCCGCACAUCCUGGUCAACUGGGCCGUGCAGAUCGCCAGAGGGAUGCUGUACCUCCACUGCGAGGCCAUCGUCCCCGUCAUCCAUCGGGAUCUGAAGUCCAACAAUAUCCUCCUGGCUCAGCCCAUAGAGAAUGAAUGUAUGGAGGGUCUGACGUUGAAGAUCACAGACUUCGGCCUGGCCAGGGAGUGGCACAAGACCACCAAAAUGAGCACAGCCGGCACCUACGCCUGGAUGGCCCCCGAGGUCAUCAAGUCCUCCACCUUCUCCAAGGGCAGCGACGUCUGGAGCUAUGGUGUUCUGCUGUGGGAGCUGCUUACAGGAGAGGCGCCCUACAAAGGGAUCGAUGGACUCGCCGUGGCCUACGGAGUCGCCGUCAACAAGCUCACCCUGCCCAUCCCCUCCACGUGCCCCGAACCUUUCUCCCAGCUCAUGUCAGGGUGCUGGGACCAGGACCCCCACCACAGACCCAAUUUCAGCUCCAUCCUGGCCCAGCUGACGGCCCUGGAGCAGCAGGUGAAGGAGGAGAUGCCGCAGGAGUCCUUCCACUCCCUGCAGGAGGACUGGAAGCUGGAGAUCCAGGACAUGUUCGAUGAGCUGCGCGCUAAAGAGAAGGAGCUGCGAUGCCGCGAGGAGGAGCUGAAGCGUGCGGCCGUGGAGCAGAAGUCCCACGAGGAGUUCCUGCGGCAGCGCGAGCAGCAGCUGGCCCAGUGGGAGCAGGACGUGUUUGAGCGCGAGCUCAGCCUCCUCAUCCUGCACCUGAACCAGAACCAGAACCAGGAGAAACCCAACGUCAAGAAGAGGAAGGGCACCUUCAAAAAGCACAAGCUCAAGUGCAAGAACGGGGAGAAGAUCAGCAUGCCUCAAGAUUUCAUCCACAAGAUCACGGUGCAGGCUUCCCCAGGCCUGGAGAAGAGGCGGAACUCUCCCGAUUUGGGGUCGGGCUCCUCGCCCUCCUUCGGCCCGCGUUUCCGGGCGAUCCAACUUAGUCCCAGUGACAACAGCAGGUUGUUUGGUCUGAGCCCGGUCUGGCCCCUAGAGGCCCCAUCCCAUAAACAAGCCAAUGGCGACCUGAGAUUGUGUCCCCAUUGGAGGCCCCAGAGCCCGAAAAGUCCUAAAAGCCCCAAAGUCCUGCGCCUUAGUCCCCAGGAAAGCAGUCUGUCGAUGAGGGCCAAGCUCCUGGAGUCAGACAGCAACAUGAUGGGGGAAUCCAAGGAUGACUUUGAGGAGUACAGACCCUCUGCGCCAACCCCUCCUCCGGCUCAGAACGGCUCUCCAGUGAAGGACAGCCUGCGGGUUUCUCUACCUCAACGAGACUCGGCCAGCGAGGAAGGCUGUCCCUCCCCGGCUGGCUCUCCCAGGCCCGAGAGGUUAUCCCACGGUGGCCUCAUUAAAGGCACCCACCAGGCCCUGCUGGGCGGCGGCUCUCUCCUGGCCUCCAUAGUACUGGGCCGCUGCCUGGAGAUUCCCCCAAGGGUGCCCCCUCGAACUAACCUCCCAUGUUUAGACAGCCACACCCCUUCUGAACUGGAAAUAUCUGCGCCGAUGCCCCUCAUUUCAGACCCCCCAGUGGUGGACGAUCUCAUCACCUUGUCCCCCUCCGAGCUGCUCCCCAAACCGCUUUUCGAUUUAGCUCUGCAGUACCAAGAACUGAGGCCUUUGCCCCUGACGCCACCUCCGCCGAACCCCCGUGAGAGGAGCAUCCACCGGAUACCGCAUAGUCCGCAUUGCCCCAGGACCCCCCUUCAGCAUGGCAAGGCCGGCCUGGGAGAAUGGACCCCAAGUUCCCAUUCCACCAACGGGGAACUGGCCUGUGAGGCGUGGGAGCACAAGGCUGACAGGAGGAGGAGGUCCAGCCAAGGCCUGCACGCCUCUCAGCUCGGUCAGUGUGACGCGGUCCCCUUAAAGGAGAACCUCUCCCAUUUCACAAUUUUGGACCUGCCCUUGUGCCAAGACACACAUGACUCUGAUGACAAGCCUUCAGUGUCCCUCCACCCAAACUCUGCCCUCUGGAGCCCCAAAACCCGCCGCCUGGAGGUCACCGUCAUCCCCCGGCCCCGCCCUUCCUCCAUUCGCCCCCGAAUCGACCCCUGGAGCUUUAUCUCGGCAGGUGGUGCGAACUCAAGUAGUAGCCGCAUCCCCCACCACUUGGACAGCAACCCUCUGGGCUACCAACCCUCCCCCACCAACCCUUUCACCAACUGUGACCCCUUCCCCUCAGCGGACUGCGACCCGUUCGCCCUGAAGGCCGCCCCCUCGAGCGGCUCGGACUCGGCUUCCCCCUUCGACCCCUUCUCCACGCCCUUUCCCACCUCCCGCUCCGCCCCGUGCUCCACCAACGGCUCGCCCACGCUGCCCUCGUUGCGCAAAGCGCCCCUCAACCCGGCCGACUCGGCCCUCAUCGACCUGGGCUGGGCGGCCUGCGGCAAGCCUCUGGAAGAGAGAGCUCGCCCCCGCAAGACACUGGGGCUCAAACCCUUCAAGUCUCCAACGCAACUCCGAGACGAUAGGUUCUAAACCUGCGCCUGUGGCGCGGCCGUGGCUUCAAUCACAGCAGCACAGUGCGGGACCCGUUUUACUGCUUAGCAACGAUCGCUCAACCCACUGAGGGAAAUCUCCCAAAUGGGAGCCCCAAUCAUUGCAGGCCCUUUAUGCGGCUGCUUUGGAAACCAGUGAAUGGGGUACAGUGGAUGGUGGGAUAGCUGCCUUUGAACCAAAAGCUGGUGCCAAUUUCAUUCCCUCCUCUCUAUCUUGGUUUAUCUUUCCCUUUGAAGGAGCAGAAUACCGAUCACUAGUCCCAUCUUCAGAUCCUAUCAGACUCCUCACAUCACCUGCUUUCAUCUCACACUGCAUUUGAAGCGUGACAAUUCAGUGGUGGAUAAGGCGACUUGCACAGCUUCACCUGCCCGUACCUCUCUGCAAACUGAAAGCAUUCAGGACAGUGGGGAAAUGGAGUGCCAUACUUUGUCAAGUGUUUUUAGCAUACAUCUUCUCAAGAUUCAUGAAUGUUUUUUCUGGUGCGUAUGGAAGACGCUAUGAAUUUGGCUUAAAUGUGCAAAUCCGCUUAGCAUUGCUGUGGAGGAGAAUGUUGUCUGUGUGCGCAGGUGCAUGUAUGUCUAGACUCAUUGAGGAAAGCUUACCGCUUCUUUUUUAAAUAGAAUCUGCCUGUUGCAUUACGGGAAAAAGAACUGAAUAUUCCAGGGCACUCAUGAAAUCCAAGACAAAUCCAUGACCCAGACAUUCCACUUGGAUGCAGAUAAAAUUCCAAUCACGUUCCCCUUGAAAUGCCCGGGGUUGGACCGAUUCAUUCGGCUGGAGGGCGUCACAACACAGGAAACAGGACAGAGGGGGGGGGGGUGGGGCUCUGCGUUCCCUUCAUAUGCCAAAGAAUGCCACUGUGAGUGUGUCACAACUGGGACAAAGGGUGUUUGCAAAUCCAUUGUUUUUACCAGUGCCAGAUGGGCGUUGUCCACCACAACGGACAGUACAGAGACAGUUGAGACAAUCACGGAUAGUAUUUAAAGUUACUUUACAUGUACUUUUCUGUGUUUAUCAUCUUCAAUAUCAAGCAGGCUGUCUUAUCACUACCCGUCUGAAGUAGGAAGCUCCAACCAAAUACUACAAUACAUCUGUAUGGAAGCUUCACUUUCUUUAUUUGAACUGGCUAAUUUGACUGGGCCUUGCAAAGUAAAAUGCCUUAUGACACACAAUUAAUCCUCCUCUCCUUGAACCCCAAAUAAUCCAACAAAUUUAGUUUGUGUAACAAAAUGUGAGCCACUUAUACACUUCUUUCUGGUCAAGAACGAGGUGAAAAGAUUUAUACCUCGCUUAAAUCGGUCUGUUCAACAUGAAGCCAGCAUCUCACCAUACACACCGGGAGCAAAGGAAAAAGUGCUAGUUUGACAAUAAAUCCGCCUUGAAGCUUCUCUUUUAUUAAUCAGUGACAUUUUUAAGGUGGCCAGGCUCGUAGCCCCCAGAAAACAACUUGUGUUAAACCUUUUGUGUUUUAUUCUUCUAUUGAAAAACAGUUUUUGAUUUAGUAAGUUUUAUUUUAUUGGACUUUUUUUUACAAUGUUCUGGCAGAGCCAUGCUGUUUUCAAGUCUUUGUUGGAAGCUAAACUAACCAUUGAAGUCUUAGUGUGUCAAAACAUUUUUACUUGCAUACCUAGUCUUCCUCAAUCAAGCCCUGAGCUUGGGAGAUGUGGGCGUAGUUUUGCAAGACUAGAGUCACUUGGCUUCUAAACUCUUUUUUUGGAGUUAAAAAUCCAUUCCAAACCAUUUUAACAUCACUCUGAAAAUCUUGUAGGUUCCUGUGAAUAAAUGUAAUAUCAUGACCCGCCACCUGGAGGUCACCGCCAUCCCCCCGCCCGGCCUCCAUUCGCCCCCCUGAAUUGACCCCUGGAGCUUUAUGUACUUCCAGUAUAAAGACAGCAGAGAAGUUCAAUAUUGAACAAUAAUACAGAGGAAUAUUAUUUUAGAGAAGGGGAAGGCACUGGAGCAACAACUUGCCCUUUCACGCCUUGUUAACACGUGAUUAUCAUCACAAACGCUCAGGCACUUUCUUCUGGGUUUUUCCCAUAAAUCUCUGGAAAUGUACUCUGAGGCAGGUGGAGGAAAAAAGACAGCAGCCACAAAGACUCCAUCACAUAAAAUAAUCCCUUGAAUGGGUGUGACAUCACAGAGAAUAUCCUAUUAUCUUUAUCCAAUAAUUUAGUUAGCUGGUCCUCAAGAAUGCGUUCUCACAAUCAGUGUGUAGGUCAAGCAUGUAAGGAACUGAAAGGGGCCGGCGUGUGCAUGGUGCAGAGUCGCCCUGUUACCCACGCCUUUGCUUUGCCUGGCACAAAUACUGUAGUGAUUGGCUUCAUCCCUGACACCGGGUCAUUGGGGGACCACGUCGGCUUUGUUCGGAUGGAGAGUGAAAACCUUGUCUCCAAGGGUAAGGCUUUGUGAUUAGCCUAGUAAUCCUUCUGACGAACAGAGGAGGCUGAUAGUGAUAAUUAACCUCUUGAUAAGAGCAGAGAGCAUUAACAAAGCAUUCGGAUAUUUGGUUAAUUAAACCCCCUCCCGACGUUACGUCAAUGCCCCGCGUCCUCCUUAUAUUGAGCUGCUUCCUGCAUCAUCUCCAUUUAAGCGGUGCCCUUUUUAUUCUUUUUUUUUUGUCUGGAUGUCUGUCCUGACUCUUCUGUUUUCUACUGCCACCGGACCCUCAGCUGCCCGGAUUACAACUCACCCUUUUGUAUGUCCUUGCCCAUCAGGUGAUGGAAAGACGAUAGUCUCUUCUUACUCCUUUUGCUUCCUUCUUGGGAGCAGCCUUCUCCUCACACUGCAGAUCACUCAAUCACUCAAAACUCACACCAAGAGACAAGUUUCUGUCUGUGAACAAAAAAAAGCAUUUGUUCGAGGACAGAGUCCAUGAACCGGGAAGGGCUCAUUUUACAGAGGCAAUUGAAUUUGUUUCGAACUGAAACUGGAACUUUAUUGGAUAUUUUUAUUGCACCUUGAAGCGUCCAUCGUCAACUGAACAUCCAAAGGGACUAAGUACCUGUUAAAAGUCUCGGCGUGCUCCUUGGUCAUCCGUGUUUUAGUUUCCUCUUAAAACACCUUCCUGCCACGUAUAGUUAAAGAAAAGAAGUCAUAUUUUCUGCGAAGCGCAGCUAUGUUAUGUCAUCUGAACCAAAAAUAAUUCAACACUGUGGUUGUCUGUUGGCCCCUGAUCCAAUCAAAGACCCGUCAUGUCAGUACCCGCCCAUGAGCGCGGUGGGUCCCGUAGUGCAGAAGUCAAGACGUGUGAUGUAGUAUGUUUCUCUUUCGGCAGCGCUCCCUACCUUCCCUCGCUCCUCUUGUCCCCUCCGCUCACGUUUUACCAGCCUGAGAAGUGAUGAGCUAUUACCUCGUCUCUUCCGUGUCAACACACAAGGCCACGAGAGCGAUCCCGCACUAGUUAUUAGGCCUCGAUGGCUGUUAUUGUCAACAGAGCUCUGUGAGCAGAAGUGAUACAUCAAGGAAAUUGAGAUGAUGGAAACCUCGGUCACAAAUGCGUGUCAAGUAUCCACUUCCACCUGCCACUCAUUUCCUGCGGUAUGUUUGCUGGGUGCCAGACUUUAAUUUUCCACCAGUCCAGAAUUUGAAAAAUGUUGCCUGCCAUUCUCCGCCUGGCUUGAGCCCUUUUAGUAAUUUAUCCUGAAAUAUCACGUGUAGUAACAGGACCUGCUGUGCUUUUUAUGUACGAUGAAGAUGCAGUCUCGGUGGAAGUGGUCCGUUUGAAGUGGGGGAGAUAUAUUUAUGCCGUUGCAUAGAAAGAUGUUGGAUUAUUCAUAAAUCUGAAUCUCACAGAACUCGACACGGAUGUCCAAUGUUUGGCUUUGGCUGUCACAUCCAGGAGCUCACGGAGAGUAGUGACGAGGUGUUUGUGACGCUCUGCACUUCCAGGCAUCGGCCCGUCCGUCACUGCAAAUCAGGUCCCCGGAGCGCAACCUGUGAUAUCGGGGCCCCCGGUGAUCCGCUUUCAGCCCCGAGGAGACUCGGAGCGCUCAUGAUAUAACAAGAGUUCAAGCUCAGACCGUGGCCCCCAAUCAGUGAGCGGCAAACGGUCAAUACAUUACAUGAAUGUAAGCUAAUGAGACGAGCACAAUGGGCGAGCCCAAGGCCGCGACCCUCAUCACAAUUGAUCGCCGGUUGUGUUAUUGAAUAUCAGAGCUGAAAAAGCUAUAUGAGGCGUAACAGCGGGAUGCGUUGCCUGAUGCCACCAUCCAGCAGCACCCCCACAUCAUUGGGAUUUUAUAAUCUUAUUCGUUAUUGGAUUUACUCUUAUUAAGACACUGAUUCUAAAUUGAAUCCCAUUGACUAGUUUGAAAGCUUGAGUUGUAUCCUGAUGACUCCCGAGGUGGAAGGAGGAAGCGCCCGUGAGAACUUA
Molecule: messenger RNA, 8664 nt
Organism: Gasterosteus aculeatus aculeatus (three-spined stickleback)
Lineage: Eukaryota; Metazoa; Chordata; Actinopteri; Perciformes; Gasterosteidae
Product: mitogen-activated protein kinase kinase kinase 11
Biological process (GO): protein phosphorylation; microtubule-based process; positive regulation of apoptotic process
Cellular component (GO): centrosome
Molecular function (GO): ATP binding; protein binding; JUN kinase kinase kinase activity
Source: RefSeq, a predicted model, not a curated record